CUGUCGUCGUCUGAGGUUCGUUCUACGUUUUAUAGAGCUGUUUUUAUAGUGACUGUGAACCACUGUUGCGUAGUGCAUGAUGUCUGCUAUACACACCAACUCGGGCAGGAGCGAUGUGAUGAGCAGUUUUGCGAGUGCAAUCGAGUGAGUUCCUUCUUGUUGUUCAGAGGCAUCAUAUCCCGUUCCUCUGUUUUUAUUAUUUGUUUCCAUAUAUUCUUCCUAGGUCGGCUAGUUGGCACCAGACUCAUCUGGGAAGGAGAGUUUAUCCUUUAUCAUUCAACUUUGCCUAGGUUAUUUUUAAGCACUUCAUAUCAGGAUCAACCAGAGAACGCCGAGCUUCACUUCCUUUUACGACAAAUAUGGAUAUUCAGGUGA
Messenger RNA from Haemonchus placei, 375 nucleotides. The record is from the annotation of a GenBank genome assembly. Lineage: Eukaryota; Metazoa; Nematoda; Chromadorea; Rhabditida; Trichostrongylidae.